Pneumocystis murina B123 is the source of this 576-nucleotide messenger RNA. RefSeq lists its product as hypothetical. Gene Ontology annotation, molecular function: rRNA small subunit aminocarboxypropyltransferase activity. Gene Ontology annotation, biological process: maturation of SSU-rRNA. The record is from RefSeq and is a predicted model, not a curated record. Bases 1 to 576 code for a protein of 191 amino acids. The transcript has 5 exons. Lineage: Eukaryota; Fungi; Ascomycota; Pneumocystomycetes; Pneumocystales; Pneumocystaceae.
AUGGCACGUCUUGGGUUGAUAAAAACAUUGAAAAUGGGGCAAAAAUGGAAUGGCAUAAUUCUUUCUCAUGAUAAAGAGUUAUUUUUAUCUAAAGAAGAUGCACCUUUAUUGAGAGAAAUGGGUGUAGCAGUGAUAGAAUGUUCUUGGCAAAGGAUAGACGAAAUCCCAUCAAGAUAUAUUAGAGGAAGGAAUUUUAGAGCAUUACCAUACCUUAUUGCAGCAAAUUCUGUUAAUUAUGGUCGUCCUUGGAAACUUAAUUGUGCAGAAGCCCUUGCUACAUGUCUUUAUAUUGCAGGUUAUCAAUCAUAUGCACAUAUUCUUCUAUCAUAUUUUUCAUGGGGAGAGACCUUUUUUCGUAUUAAUUCAGAGUUUUUAGAUUCAUAUGCUUCAUGUUCAAAUAAUUUUGAUAUUAAAAUGGCUCAAGAUUCAUUAUUAUCAUCUUUAUCAACAGAAUAUUUGGAAAAUAAACAAAACUCUAUUAUAUUUCCUUCUGAGGACUCGUUUGAAGAAACAAGUCAUUCAGAAAAUGAUGAUAUAAAUUUUCAAAAAAAACAAACUUCUUUAUCUCAAAAAUAG